Messenger RNA from Copidosoma floridanum, 1343 nucleotides. RefSeq names its product CUE domain-containing protein 1. The record is from RefSeq and is a predicted model, not a curated record. Lineage: Eukaryota; Metazoa; Arthropoda; Insecta; Hymenoptera; Encyrtidae. Gene Ontology annotation, molecular function: ubiquitin binding.
GGCAGGCAGCGAGCACUUUUAGAGAAAUUUAAAAACGGUUGUCAAAUACGCAGAGUGAAUUGGGUACGAACACAUAUUCAUCCUCUGCACAUAAUAAUUUUCUGAGACUAAAUCUACUCAAGGCAAUAAGAUGAUUUGCAUCCUGGUAGAAAAAAAAAAAAAAAUUUAUGAGAGACUUAGAAUCAACUUCUUCUGUAAUACUUGGUAUAUUUAAUGCUAUAAUACAUUAACAUUCAAGUACAAUGGCUUUUGCUGCAGAACAACUACAGCCCCAGCAGCAACAACCAACCACCCUUGAGUUCUACCAGGCAAUGUCAGAUUUCAAGAAUAUGUUUCCUCAAAUGGAUGAUGAUGUCAUAGAGGCUGUUUUAAGAUCGAAUCAAGGAGCUGUUGAUAUGACUAUUGAUCAAUUAUUGUCAAUGAGCACUGAUAAUGAAAAUGAAAAGAUUCGCAGUGAAAUUGAAGAAAAUGAGGAUUUACCAUCAAGAAACAUAAAGUUGACAACUUUUAGAGCUGAAAGCACCAGAAAAAUUAAAAAUUGGCAACCACCUCUUAUUGGGCCGUUGCCUCAUUCUUUUCUGCGAAUCUCUUUUCAGGAAGUCGACAGUAUUAACAGUUUGAAUCUCAACUCUGGACAAGACUUUAGUUUUUUAGAAGAUGAAAGCUUUGCUUUUUUUCUUCAGAAUAAGGAAUUUAUGACAGAAUUACGUUGGAAUGAAGACUUUAUGUCAACUUUGAAAAAUGACUCAAAAUUGCAAGAGAAAAGUGAAAGUGAUGAUGAGGAAGAUCUGUUCAAGGAACGUCUCAAAAAUAUGGGCAAAGCAUCCAAAAAAAAGUUUGCACAACUAACAAAAGUUUUUACUCGCAAUAAAAAACGAGAUGGGUUGCACUUACUGCCACCAAGUGCAUCUUGCGAUGAUCUACUAAAUACAUCAUAAGAGUCGUCGAGAUCUCAUCAAUUAAAAUUUUAAUGGAAAAAAUACGAUGAAGCCAAAAUUCUUAUAAAAACGACAGCAGUGUAAUUAGUUUAAAUAAGUAUGGAGAAGACUCCAUGAAAAAUUUUCUAUUUUCAUUAGGUCGGUCGGUGGGUUAUCGAAAAAUACAUGAGACAUGUAUUUUUUUUUUUUCAUAUCAACAAUAUCUUAUGUAGAUAGAGCUUGUAAAAGUUUGAAAUGACGUUACUUUGUAAAAAAAAUAAUAUUUAAUGCUUCCAUCAAUAUUUAUUUACGUGAAACGAAGAAAAACAUUUUUGAAAUCAUUUGAAAUUCUACCUGACAGACCUAAAAGAUUUUUAAAGUAUUUUUCCCUAUAUUAUUGAAUUUUAACUUUUGUAUUAAUCAUCG